ACUAGGUCAUUAUUCACGUGUGUACAUAGUGAUUGUGAUAGUAAAAAGAGAGAAGGAGAGUGUAUAAAUUUAACGUGGAGAAAAAUAAAUAACCAUGUCAGGAGACAACGCUCAAAGGAGGACAAAUUUCAUCACGAUACAGGAUGACACCCCUGGGUACAGACUGGAUGAGUUCUGUAUCCCCAAACACUACGAGGACGAUUUAUCGCGAGUUCUGAUCCCAGCUGGUUUAAUUAACGACAGAAUCGAGCGUCUUGCCCGGGACAUUGUGGAGGAUUUCGAUGAGGACGGAUUGGUGGCGCUGUGUGUACUGAAGGGCGGCUACAAGUUCUUCACCGACCUCCUGGACAAAAUCAAAGGACUGAACCGCAACCUGGGCAGGUCCGUGCCGCUCGCCGUCGAUUUCAUCCGCCUUAAGAGCUAUGUGGAUGACCAGUCCUCAGGAAAUAUUGAAGUUAUUGGUGGAGACAAUCUGAAGAACCUCCAGGGCAAGAAUGUGUUGGUGGUUGAGGAUAUUAUUGAUACAGGUAAAACCAUGCAGAAACUCCUAGAAAUCCUGCAGGGAGUGAAACCAAAAUGUAUCAAAGUGGCCAGUAUGCUGGUAAAACGAACACCUAGAAGUUCUGGAUACAAGCCUGAUUACACUGGGUUUGAAAUUCCUGACAUUUUCAUCGUGGGAUAUGCCUUAGAUUAUAAUGAAUACUUUAGGGAUUUAAAUCAUGUUUGUGAAAUAAAUGAAGCAGGGAAACAAAAAUAUGCAUCCAAGUGAUAAAGAACCAGAAAAAAAAGGUGAAGAAGCAACAGUGAUUAAAUCAAAAGUCCGCAAAGUCAGAAUGUGAAAACCAGGCCUUAUAUUGGGCUCGUACUCAACCAUUUUAUGGAGGGAAAUAUAAAUGAUACUUACAGAUUUAGGAAACAAUUUAUCACAGAAAUAUUCCCAGCACUAUACUGGGGAAAUCGGUGUAGAACUAUAAAAACUUUAUAAAUAACAGUGGACCCAUACACACAAAAAGUCAGAUUUUGUUCGUGUUCUGUAAUUACAAUUAUUAAUAGGAAUAAUGUCACAAUUAGAAGCUUUGUAAGUGCUUAUUGCUAUUCCAUGAAAUAUUGGCAGUGAUUGGAAGAAAUAAUGCCCAAUUGUUUAUGAUGAUUCUCACUACAUAGUUUUUUUAUUAUCAUGAUUUUCAUUUGUUAUAUUAUAUUAGAUAGGGGAGUCAUAUUUUGUAUACUGGCUAAUACUGCUAUUAGAUUUGUUCUGUAUUCAUAGGAUGUUAUGCCAACAUAGUACGUCAAUGUAGUAAUCUUGGCGUAGUAACGUCAACAUAGUGAUGUCACUGUAGCAUUAUAUGUCAAUUUAGUUAUGUCAACAUAAAAUAUCAACAUAAUAAUGUCGGCAUAGUUAUUCCAACAUACAUGGAAGAUGACUGACAUAAAAAAUCUGAGGAGUUUAUUUAUAAUUAUUGUAAAUCGAAUAUCAUGUUUAUAAGGAGGCAAUGUAUUGAUAUGUAUCUUUGUUUUGCAUUGAAUACACCAUUUUAUAUUUUUAUACAUGUUUUAUGGCUGCCAAAUUCCAAUUCUUUUUUAUAGUAUAUCUAUUGUCUCUUCUUAUAACAAUACAUUGUAUGAUUCUUCGAGUAUUGACAUCAUUUCAUAAUUAUCAUAAUAGGGACUCUGUUUUCUCCAGUGGGGGUUUUCAGUCGUGCAUGAAUUUAAUCUAUCAUCAUAGAGAAUUAAUUUACCACUUUGUGAAUUUCAAUGCAUUUCAUGAUUUUAUUUCUAUUACAAUGUAAACACGAAGUCAAUCUGUCCAUGUAAGCUGUGACUGAGAACUAAAGAUGUCAAUCAAAACCAU
Molecule: messenger RNA, 1852 nt
Organism: Magallana angulata
Lineage: Eukaryota; Metazoa; Mollusca; Bivalvia; Ostreida; Ostreidae
Product: hypoxanthine-guanine phosphoribosyltransferase-like
Exons: 8
Coding region: 95-769 (224 amino acids)
Biological process (GO): guanine salvage; hypoxanthine metabolic process; GMP salvage
Molecular function (GO): magnesium ion binding; hypoxanthine phosphoribosyltransferase activity
Source: RefSeq, a predicted model, not a curated record